This is a messenger RNA of Mesocricetus auratus (golden hamster), 851 nucleotides long. It is a transcript of the gene Gtf2h5, whose product is annotated as general transcription factor IIH subunit 5. The record is from RefSeq and is a predicted model, not a curated record. Bases 258 to 473 code for a protein of 71 amino acids. Gene Ontology annotation, cellular component: transcription factor TFIIH core complex; transcription factor TFIIH holo complex. NCBI's taxonomy places the organism in Eukaryota, Metazoa, Chordata, Mammalia, Rodentia, Cricetidae. Gene Ontology annotation, biological process: transcription initiation at RNA polymerase II promoter; transcription by RNA polymerase II; nucleotide-excision repair. The transcript is spliced from 3 exons.
CUCACCCUUCCGGGGGCCCGCGGUGUGGGGGACGCGGGGCCGUCACGGACUGCGUCACGGUUUCCCUGCACGGGAAGGUUCCCAUCCUGGGUGCAGACACCAGAGGGAUCCUUCGGUUGGCUCUCGCUCAGAUCGCUGGAGGAUGUAGUCUGUUGGCCAAAAGAACACAGGAUCUGGAGACCGAGGAGCUUGUAAAUUAAAGCUGCCUGCUUUGUCUAGCAUUCUUGAGUUCGUCUGCACCGCCUGCCUGUGAGAAGAUGGUCAACGUCUUGAAAGGAGUGCUUAUAGAAUGCGACCCUGCCAUGAAGCAGUUCUUGCUGUACUUGGAUGAGUCCAAUGCCUUGGGGAAGAAGUUCAUCAUUCAAGACAUUGAUGACACACAUGUGUUUGUCAUUGCGGAGCUGGUCAAUGUCCUCCAGGAGCGAGUAGGGGAGCUGAUGGACCAGAAUGCCUUUUCUCUUACCCAGAAGUGAAAAUACUAGCUGUUGAGCACGAGGGAAUUACAAACCACAGACAUGAGGGAGGCCCCAUUCAGAGUCUCCUACAGCGUGUAGACCUUUUAUGGGCAUUUUGUGGGGGAAGGUUGCAGGGCCAUUGAUUCAGACGAAAGCCCUGAUUUUCUUUUUUUUUUAAGAAGAACCAACAAUUGGCUGCAAUUUGGCUUUUAUUAUUUAUUAAAAUAGUUAUCUGUGCUGGUGUGGUGGCUUAGUUGGUAAAGGCCCUUGCUACCAAUUAUGAUAGCCUGAGUUUGAUCCCAGGGAAGGGAAGAGCUCCCACAGUUGUCUCCUGACUAACCUGUGUAUACCUCCCUCCCACACAAAUAAGUAAACAUAAUUAAAUAUAAUCAUAAA